Parnassius mnemosyne (clouded apollo) is the source of this 231-nucleotide messenger RNA. The record is from the annotation of a GenBank genome assembly. Lineage: Eukaryota; Metazoa; Arthropoda; Insecta; Lepidoptera; Papilionidae.
AUGCUGAUAACAUUUUAUUUAGUAUACAUUGUGAUGAGUUCUUGCUGCGGUAACGAAUUGUUAUUUAAUUCAGCAAUAAGCGAAGUAGUGUCCAAUAAUUUUGAGUUAAUUGCAAAUUUAAUACAGAACGAAUUCAGUGCAUGUGUUAUUAUCGUUGCUCUUGGUCUGGGUAGUGCUGCAUUAGUCGUAAUCACCCUGCGGAUUAGAGGAACGAUUCCAAUUACGUGCUAA